UAACAAAAAUUUCAAUAUCUUUAAUAAUAUAAUACUACAGUAAAAUGCCUCCAAAAGUCCAAUUCCACCACGACGUGAAUCCAUUCAUCCAAACCAUCAGAAAUUUUUUGCUUGGUAGAAAACAUACUCUAGCCCUGAGGUUUCAAGACACCCUUGCCACAAGAUCUCCUCCUCCCCCAGUCCUGCCUGAGGGCCCUGCCCAUAGGUUGAAUACCAAUUACUACUAUAACCGAGAUGCUAGAAGAGAGGUUUCACCUCCAGAAUUGAUAGCACCAAUUCCUAAACAACUGGAAGCUACUGAUAAAGCAGGAGCACUAAAAAGGAUCACUCCUGGUAAUCUAUAUAGAUGGGAUUAAAACACCAUGGAAUUUUAGUGGUUUCAAUAGAUGCUAUAUGUGUAUAUACUAUGAAUAAAUUACUCUACUUGUAUUUUAACUUUUCAAUAAGCCAGUCAGUUCUAGAAGACACAUGAGUUGAUUUGGAUACAGGUUUGAUCCCAGUAUAGUUUUGAA
Molecule: messenger RNA, 512 nt
Organism: Phaedon cochleariae (mustard beetle)
Lineage: Eukaryota; Metazoa; Arthropoda; Insecta; Coleoptera; Chrysomelidae
Source: the annotation of a GenBank genome assembly